AAGCAUCGGCAUGUGUCCAUGAUGAGAAAAGUCGAGUGGAGGGGAGUUGUUAUUUGAACAUGAUGCAAUUAAUUAAUUUAAUGAGAAUUCUCAAGAACCAAGGAAGCGGUAAAUAAUUAAAUAACGGACUUCAUUCAGUGGAGAUAUUCGAAUAUCAGUUGCAAAUGGAGAUCCAGUUCGGUUUAACAGGUGCAUCAUUUUGAGAAGACACCCCCAGGAUAUUGGUUUUUAGCUAAAUUUGCAUCGUUGUAAUACUGACACAGCUGAUUAAAAGAUUUCUGUAUACUCGUCAAAAAGUCUGGUUAGCUAUCAGUUUUUUUAAAUGGCUAAGAAUAGUAUGUAAUAAUUCUUAGAGAGAAUGUGAAAGAAUUUUAUUCCACUUUUUGUUCUGUUCAUUUGGAUUAAAGCUCUAAUUUUGGUUUGCGUCAUCAAAUGUAACAGAUGUUCAGUCGAAAUUUGUCUUCCUGAAAUGGCAACCAUAAUGCAUUACAACGAGUUCUAAUUUAUAAUUUUUGGCAAUGCAAAAAUAAGAAGCAAAAUUCUAAUAAGUCACAAAGCUUGAUAUCUUCAAGAAAUCUUUAGCAUCAAUACAUUAUGAAUGUUUUCUUUUGAUUUUUGAAUAUUUUAAGCUUUAAAGAGUGUUUGCUAGAACGUAACGUUCGGGAAGUAGCACUAAAAAUGGCUCGAUCUCAUUCUGAUGUUUAUAAUAGAGAAAGGAUAUCUUCUGAAAGAAAGGAGGAGGAUGCUGAAACAAACGAGGAUCGAUCCAACAAUGAACAAGAGAAUGCAGUCAAACAGGAGAUGAACCAUGAUUCAUCUUCUGGUUCUGAAAAAAUGCGAGAGUCAUCUGAUAACGACUCAAAGCAUAAAGAAGCAUUUUCAGCUCACUCUGAGCAUCUCGCAACUCUAACUAAUAUGAGUGAGCAUCUUCAUUACCAUAAAUUUAUUUCUAAUGACAAAUCAUUAGAUCAUCAUUCGAAUUUCCGUGAUGAGCAGCCUCAUAUUCAUCAUCCUCCUGCCCAUUCUGGAAACUCUGGACAUAUUCACUUACGCCAUGGAGAUCACAUGUACACGAACUUCCAUCACUCCAAUUCAGAACAGAUUAAAAAUGAUUUGGAUGCUCGAUCUUCCUCGAUGAAUAGCCAUUAUGAACAUUCCAUUCAGGAGAAUAUCGCUUCUCUUUCCCAUCAGCAUAUCCAAAACGGGAACAAUCAAGAAGACGCCCAUCUAAGUCACAUCCAGCAUCAAUAUUCCAUAACGGACAGCGAUGGCGUCACACAUUUAAUUAACUUGCAGAAUCACCAGCCAACAAUGGUUCAUCAAGAAAGUCAAAAUUUAUCAUCCCAUGACAAAGGCGACCAUCAAACACGUGAAGAAGAGAAUCAUGAUCUUUCACCUCAGAUGCAUCAAAUGAGUCACAAUUCUUCCCCAAAAGACAACGAACCCCAUGUUCAUAACUUGAGUCUUCCAAAUUCAGAAAAAAAUAAUCCAGAGUCUCAAAUGGCGCAGCAACACGCAUUGCAUCGACAAAGCAUGGAUUCGUGCAAUGACAUUAAUGUUGAAUCCCAUUUAGUGCAUUUGCAACAAUCAGACGAGCCUUCUAUGCAAGACAAUGCUGACGUUGAUGCUCACUCAUCUGUCUUACACCACCGUCAACUUCUGCACUCUGGAACUGGUCUAGACAGUGACCUCCAACACAUAGAUCAUGACCAAGAUGAUGCUCAACAUCAAGCAGUGCCUCUCAUCCACGACAAAGACUUAUCCUCCGAAGUUAUACACCACGGAACGGAUCUCUCACAUCGUUUGAGUUUGGACUUAUCUGGCACUUCCCACAAUUCCUUUCCGCACAUAAGAAGUCCAUCCUCACCAAGAGAUAUCUUCGUCGAAAGGCUGGGGUACACAAACCUGUCUUCUGACUUUGGUAGGACGCUUUCAAAUCUCAACGAUUCUCCAGAUACUGCUGUCGAAAAUCUGCCUUUGAGAAGUAUCCUAACAACAUCUACUAUUAAUUACCUCCAACCAACACCUAUGGUUACUCAACGUGAUUUGGGAAUCGAUCCCAAUGGUCUGCAUGCUGUUACAAAUCCAUCAAUUACUUAUCAUCACUUACCUGAUAGCAACGAUAAUCCUGUAACUCCGACUAAUAGCCCACUGUUCUGUACUGGAGUGAAUGCUUCGUCUUCCAAAUUGCUGGGGCUAUCGGCUUAUCGCAACCACGAUAAUAAUAAUGUUAAUUCUCUGAUGUGGGGACAAGUGGGUGAAGAACUAGUACCCAAAUCCUCCCCAUUACCUCUAUCUAUAUCUGGAUCAAGCAUGCUGUCCAGAGCCAGUGUGUCAGGACAUGCAUCUUCAUAUGUUUCAGAUUUAAGCACCUGGCCAGGAUAUGAUACAGCACAGAACAUUCAAGUGCAGCUAUCUCACUCGGCAGGGGCGUCCCCAGCGAGCGAUUCCGAUCUGUUCACCGGCCUCGAAAGUCGCGAAUGUGUGAACUGCGGCGCUAUAUCGACGCCCCUCUGGAGGAGAGAUGGCACGGGACACUAUCUCUGCAACGCUUGCGGCCUCUACCAUCGCAUGAACGGCAUGAACAGGCCUGUGGUCAAAAACCAGAAAAGAUUGUCUGCUUCGCGGCGAAUGGGUCUGUACUGCUCAAACUGCCAAACCACCAACACUUCUCUCUGGAGAAGAAACAACCAGGGAGAGCCAGUGUGCAAUGCUUGCGGUUUAUAUUUCAAGCUUCAUAAAUUGAAUCGCCCUCUGACCAUGAAGAAAGAUAACAUCCAAAGGAGGAAGAGGAAGCCAAAGGCAUCAGAAAUGCGGGGGGAACGUGACAACAGCCCUAAACAACCCUGGCCAGCCAUCAAGCAAGAAGUAACUGAUGAUUCCGGCUUCAGUCUGUCUCCUAAGUAUUCAGAAGCAAAUAUGUUGGGGCACAACUUCUAUGUCUACCCAAACCCACCUGCUUCUACCCCGAGAACUCUGCCCAUGUUCACCAGUGCCAAAGAUUCCAAAACAACAAUCAUACAGCAUUCACUUGGCCAGCACAACGCCUUGCCGUUCCUCUUAACACAGAGCCAGACCGGAGACAGCCCCGAACCCGGACUGUCCUCUCCGAGGCCGGACUCCAACAAUGACUAUCCUGUUUCUCCGCACAGGAUGGCGUUGCAUGGACAGUCAUUGGAAAGUCCCGGAGGUUUUGAAAAUGAAACCAUUCUUCACUGAUUCUCAAACCAAUUUCGCCUUUCACAACGAGAUAAUUAUUUUUUAGAUUUUGUUUGCAAGAAAUGGACAGAAAAACUGAAAGUGCCUUAUUUUUGACCAUGAACCAGAAAGACACUGUUAAAGCUGAAGAACUAAGCAGCCGUCCUUUAAUAAAAUCUCACAUUCUUAUCUAUCGCAUUUUGUUUUAUGAAAAAGUUUUAAGACGAAAUUAUACAAUAUAUUUUUUUAAAAAUUCUAUAGAUUAUAUUUUGAAUCAUUAAUCUAAAAAUUGUUUUUAUUUCGAUAUUGUUUUGAAAAUUUUUAAAACAAGAUAUAAUAACUUAUUAAACUAAAGAUUUUGUAUACUAUGUUUGGAAAUUGUAAUUUUUAUCAAUAUAUAAAUAGUCUUUAUUUUGAUUAUAUGCUUUAUAUGUUGUAAGAUAACAGAUAUCUAUUAAGAUAUGUAUAAAAACUCUGCUCGUAUAACAAAUGACAUUAUGGAACUUGCUUUAUUGAUGUAACUGUGUACUGUGAUCUUUAUAAAUGAUGUAACUAGUGGUUUGGUUCACAUUUCCAGAAUACCUACAGCGAAUUAAUGUAAUAAUAUAUUCAUUUCGAUGUAAAAAACAAAUUUAAAAUGUAAUAA
Argiope bruennichi is the source of this 3844-nucleotide messenger RNA. Its product is annotated as GATA zinc finger domain-containing protein 7-like. Lineage: Eukaryota; Metazoa; Arthropoda; Arachnida; Araneae; Araneidae. The coding region runs from base 679 to 3219 and encodes 846 amino acids. Gene Ontology annotation, molecular function: RNA polymerase II cis-regulatory region sequence-specific DNA binding; zinc ion binding; DNA-binding transcription factor activity, RNA polymerase II-specific. The record is from RefSeq and is a predicted model, not a curated record. The transcript has 6 exons. Gene Ontology annotation, biological process: positive regulation of transcription by RNA polymerase II; negative regulation of transcription by RNA polymerase II; cell fate commitment.